Clupea harengus (Atlantic herring) is the source of this 3497-nucleotide messenger RNA. RefSeq names its product phospholipid phosphatase 3-like. Gene Ontology annotation, molecular function: phosphatidate phosphatase activity. Gene Ontology annotation, cellular component: plasma membrane. The record is from RefSeq and is a predicted model, not a curated record. NCBI's taxonomy places the organism in Eukaryota, Metazoa, Chordata, Actinopteri, Clupeiformes, Clupeidae. Gene Ontology annotation, biological process: signal transduction; phospholipid metabolic process; phospholipid dephosphorylation.
AGGGGGGGGGUUAAAGGUUUAAUGCUGUUAUUGCAUAGAGUUGAGAGGCACACACUGGCGACUUGCAAGCGCGGUAAUGUCAUUAUGUGGCCACCAGGGGAGUGACAUACAAGUACAUGCAGACCAGACUUCAGCGGCAGAUUCUUCUCCCUGACUGCUCUGAUGGAUGUAGUGAGUCUAGAAACACAGAUGUUUUCUGUACAACUGUUCAUUGUCAAAACAGCAAUGUCAUCAGUAUGUCAGUGCAGGUUUUGUAUGUAUUAGUUAAGGACUUCUGGGGUUUGGGCCUUUGUGUGUAAACAAGGAAGGGAGAGAUGUGUGAACCUCAAGGUCCCUUAAUUUAGUAUGUUCUCCAAGGUCAGUCCAAUUUCAUCUGAAAAUUGCGCCAGGUGCACUGCUGAUAAAAUUAUUGUGAUGCAUGUCUUGACAUGUCUGGUGUUUUGCAUCAUUAGUCAUGUGUGAGUAUGUUGAGGAAUGAAAUCAACAGGCUGUAUCAAUGAUCCAGUAAGAUUUUUUUUUUUUUUUUUUUUUUUUCCCCACUCAGUUGCAUAACUGUCUGCCUAGUUGAUCACUUUUGUUUGGUGGGAUGCACAUUUAUGUUUGUUUUGUUUUGUUUCCUCAAAGUCCUCCCCUAAAUAUCUUUAACGACAUGUAUUUUGUAAGUUCACAGAGUACUGUUAUGUUUGUGUAAAUGUAGAUAUAUUAAAUAAAUGUAAACGUGUAUAAAGGGCCUUGCUACUCGGGUGUUUGUGUUAAUUGCAUUUUUUUUAUAGGUGCACAUGAAAGUGAUUUAUGUUACAACAACUGAAGCACAGCAUUUGUAAUGAAAACGAAAGGCUACCUUCUAAUGUAAGUGCCUGAGUAUAGCGCAAACUUUGAUGGCGCGGAUUUGGGGAGAGAAGAAGGGGGCUGAACUUGAUUUGCCACACUGAAGCCGGGCGGGUGGUACCAACGUCAGUUGGCUGUAGUUCACUUGGAGUGAACGGCAUCGUGUUGCGCUGACAUUAGGUUGACUCGCUUAGUUUGACGACAAAAAUUCAAUGCGUCUGAUUUAUAAUCCGAUGAAAAGUUUAUAGAAAUUUGCCCACUAGCGAUUGUUGAAGUAGCAGUUACGGCCGUGAAGUUUCUUAGAGUAGCCUAAACGAAAAGCUUUGUUGUCGCUUCGGUCGAUUUCUACGAACAGUCGAAACGUUUGAGAGUAUAUUUUUACCGAAAAGAAACGAAACAUUUCAGAGUCAAUGCAACGACUACUGUGUGAGAAAACAAUGGUCCCGGAGACGAGAAAUGGGGGGACUUCUGUGCUAAAUAAUAACAAUGAUGCUAAGGACCAUAGUAGAAGAAGGUUGCUCAUAUGUUUGGAUAUUUUCUGCUUAUUUUUGGCUGGCCUGCCCUUCCUGAUCAUAGAGUCUAGCGCUGUCAAGCCCUACCGGCGAGGGUUUUACUGCCACGAUGAGUCCAUCAAGUACCCGUCCAAACGCGGAGACACCAUUAGUGACGCUGUGCUUUCCGCUGCAGGCAUUCUUAUCGUCAUCCUCUCUAUCGUCAUUGGCGAGAGCUACAGAAUCCACUAUCUGCAUGAAGGUUCCAAGGCGUUUGUACGGAACCCGUACAUCUCUGCCCUCUAUAAGCAAGUGGGUGUGUUCAUCUUUGGCUGCGCCAUCAGCCAGUCCUUCACCGACAUUGCCAAAGUUUCAGUGGGCCGGCUGCGACCUCACUUCCUGGACGUGUGCAAGCCAGACUUCACCACCAUCAACUGCUCGCUAGGCUACAUUACUGAGUACACCUGUCAGGGGGACUACAGCAAGGUCCAGGAGGCCAGAAAGUCCUUCUUCUCAGGCCACGCAUCCUUCUCUUUGUACACCAUGCUGUACCUGGCAUUCUACCUGCAGUCACGUUUCACCUGGCAUGGCGCUCGGCUGCUGAGGCCGCUGGUGCAGUUCACCCUGCUGAUGAUGGCCUUCUACACCGGUCUGUCCCGCGUCUCCGACCACAAGCACCACCCCACCGACGUGCUGGCCGGUUUCUUUCAAGGAGCCCUGGUGGCUUAUUGUAUUGUAUUUUAUGUAUCAGACCUUUUCAAGUCAAAGACACGGAAAACCUUACUGCCGGUAACUCCCAUCAAGAAAGAUCUCCAUUCAGCGGGAGACAUCAGGGACCACCUCACCAACCACUUGAACUUGGCUUGAGCUUCAGCUCACUCACGAGUGGACGCACCUACACUGGACAGUCUCUCAACCAUACACUCACACUGCUUUGCAAUGACCACAUGAUCUGUGAAUUCAAGUCAGCAAGAACUGUGCUGCUCAUCCACACUAAGGGUUGUAGCAACUGGAAGAGGACAUUUAGACGCGUUCUGUUUGGCAUGUCGUUGUUUUAAUCCUGCACCUCAGACAAAUAAGUGCACGGUCAUAUAGGAUUGUCUUGAGAAACAUUUUUGAUGUCUCUGUUACAAAACUCUAGUGACAUGAUUGGCCUCAGCUGUUACAGGAAGUACACUUUGAAUUGUAUGCCACAUAGUUAAUGUUUAUAACCAUUUCUCUCAUGACAAAACAAAUUCCUAGGCCAUAGGAAGGAUUAUUUGACUGUUUAUAUAUGAGACACAUGCAUAGUAUAUGAUAUUAUAGCAUAUUCAUUCUUAGUAAUGUUACGGUGUGGCAAAUGUUAUGGUGAGAAAACGUCUCUUUUUGCGAGGAGAACUUUAGUUGCCCCAGAUGCAUAAGCUGGUGCUGUAUUGUCAUGUCCUUGGAUAGGACAUCUGAGUGAAAAGAAACUAUAUAUGGAGGGGCACAUUUAGUGUGUGGGCCUGUUUCUGCUGGUUGGGAAGCGCCCUCAUGAUGAAAACAUCUAUUUUUUAUCAUUUUGAAUUGUGAUAUUGUGGUAACAUGUCUGUGAGUGUGUGUGACUAGAAAUGUCAGAAUCGUGACCACUGACAGUAAGUUUGCCUGUCAGGUAAAUGAAGGAACUUCAGCACAGAGACCAUAGAUUGUGCUCAUAGAUCUAACUAUAUGGUGAUCUUUAUGAAAGAAAACUGUGGAUUUCAUUUCCUGUGCACCACUUUAUCAAUAAUAUUUUAUAUUUGUGCAUAGGUUGAUUUGUUUGUUUUAUGUUUUUGUUAUAUUAGUAUCUAUGUUGAUUUCUUGUUUGUUAGCAUAUGAUAACUUUGUACAAAAUGCUAACUGAAUAUUUUUACAAUAUUUUAUUUUGGUAUGUUACAGUUUUGUAACGUCAUGUAUCCUCAAAACCACAAUCAGUAUUUUCAUGCUUAUGCACAGACCUGUAUGAAAAGUAUUUCUGAAAUGCCUUCCACUGCUCUUAACAGGGCACCAUACUCUGUUGCUUUUCUAAGAAAAAAAUCCUAAACAGAUUCCUAAAGCUGGUAUGUAGAUUCCUUAGCUUUGCUGUGUACUGUAAGAAUCAAGAUAUUUCAGGGUAUGUGAAGAUCAUGGACAAAAACAUGAUGAAAGUAUAAACAUGAGUAAAUCUUUGGUGUAUCAUAA